Phytomonas sp. Hart1 is the source of this 768-nucleotide messenger RNA. Lineage: Eukaryota; Euglenozoa; Kinetoplastea; Trypanosomatida; Trypanosomatidae. The record is from the annotation of a GenBank genome assembly.
AUGGUGGAUGGGCCAAGGGGGGGGCGACAUGGGGUUUCCCUUUCCAAAAGCCGUAGUGUGGUGUUGCCUGAUCUCCCGAAGACUCGUUCAACCACCCGUGAGAAAAGUAAAGCCUCGGUGAAGCGAAAUGUCUCGAUCCAGCCGCAUAAACCACCCAUCGUCCCGAAUUUCGAGGAGGAUCUGUAUUUUGAGGAUGCGGACGAUCAGCCAAUUUUGCUUCCUCGUCGGAAGCCGAAGCGCCCGGUGGUGAAUCGUUCAUUAUCACAGCUCGAGCAGGCGCCCGAUGACGUCCUUUUUGAGGAUGAGGUCGCUCGUCGAGUGGUGCAUAAACCACCACCGAUUACUCGCGGACGACCCGCCAAAACGGCCCAAGGCGUUCGUUCAAACGGGAAGGCCACCUUUUCUCCGCCUUCCCGCCGCCGUGGGAAGCUCCCUUCUUCUUAUAUUCCCCCAAAGAACGACAACGACGACGACGACGAUGACGAGGAAGAAGCAGAGGGGGGGGGUGAUUAUGAAGACGUGUAUGUGAAACCUACACGAGUGAGACGCCCUCGUCCGGUCGCUCCGCCUGCCAAACCACCAAAGGCCAGUGCGGAUGAUCCGAUGGCGGUGUUUUUCGAGGCCGCCUUCCCGAGCCCAUCGAAGUUUGACGAUAUGAUGAUGCAGUCGGGAGGACUUCCAGAAGCGCGGCGAAAUGGCGGCCGCGGCCGCGGCCGUAGCCGGCAGACUAAUUUAAUCCUUCCCUCCUCUAUUAUUCGUCAUCGAUAG